Molecule: messenger RNA, 2103 nt
Organism: Galeopterus variegatus (Sunda flying lemur)
Lineage: Eukaryota; Metazoa; Chordata; Mammalia; Dermoptera; Cynocephalidae
Product: solute carrier family 35 member F6-like
Exons: 1
Cellular component (GO): intracellular membrane-bounded organelle; membrane
Source: RefSeq, a predicted model, not a curated record
GCCUCUUUGGCUUCGUGAUCCUCUCCCUUCUGCUGGUGCCCAUGUACUACAUCCCUGCCGGCUCCUUCAGUGGGAACCCUCGAGGGACGCUGGAGGACGCACUGGACGCCUUCUGCCAGGUGGGCCAGCAGCCGCUUAUCGCCCUGGCACUGCUGGGCAACAUCAGCAGCAUCUCCUUCUUCAACUUUGCGGGCAUCAGCGUCACCAAAGAACUGAGCGCCACCACCCGCAUGGUGCUGGACAGCUUGCGUACCGUAGUCAUCUGGGCACUGAGCCUGGCGCUGGGCUGGGAAGCCUUCCACCCACUGCAGAUCCUGGGCUUCCUCAUCCUCCUGAUGGGUACCGCCCUGUACAACGGGCUGCACCGCCCACUGCUGACCUGCCUAUCCAGGCGACAGUCCCCAGGAGAGGAGGGCGAACGCCAGGGACUGCUGAGUGGCUCCCGGACUCCCAUCAACGAUACUAGCUGAGCCUCCCUUGGGGCCUCUGCUGCCACCCGGGUGCUCCUUCUCCACCCCUGGGCGAGCCCACACAGGUUGGUGGGCCUUGAGUGCCCUGUCCUCUCCCUACAGACUCCCAGAGCAGCUGCUGCCACAGAAGAUGAUGUGACACCCAAGUCCUCUUUCCUCACCACCACCUGCAAGGUGAUGUUGCCCAGCCCCCACAGGCCUGAGUGUGGUGUCGUGACCCAACCCUCUGAUCCCCUCCUGCAACACUAGAGCUAAAUCAUGAAGUUGAAUUGCAGAAAUUUACAACCCUAGCAUUUCUGAAUCAUAAACUAGAUCAUCACAAUAGAUUAUCUGGCUUAUGAGUCAUAUGCUAGAUUUGGUUCUCCAAAGAAGGGAAGCAGUGAGCAAGUUCAAACCAGAACUAAUCACUGUAUUUUCUAAAACUUGUAAGAUAUUCCCUGACCCUGUCUGGAAACCUGGGUUUCAGCCCAGACUCUGCCAUACACUCAAUGUAUGCUCCCCAGUACAUUACGUAGUCACUCUGGGCCUUGAUGCAGUGCUCUGGAAAGUAGGUGUCGCUGCCAUGGCCUUUGGUGCCUUCUGGCCCCAGCAUCCUGUGGUCCUGUGAUUUUGACCAACCCUAGGAAAGAGGAACAGCCCAUUUAUUGGAAAUGCCCCUCCUCCCCAUGCCUGUCUGUAGUGUCUUGGUCACACCCCCCCAAGGCCUCCCUGCCUGGGAGAGAUUCCAAGGGGAAUUCUAGGCAGCCCUUGAUAAUUGCUUUAUGAACUCUUUACCUUCUAUUUUAAAGAUGAGGAAACUGAGGCCCAGAGUUAUAAAUUGUUUGUCGAGAGGGGUCUCCAGCUGUGAGCUCUGGCCGAGGACAUGGGGGAGCCCCAGGCCAUGCAGCCGCCUGAUUCUGCAGCACAAGAUGUUGCCUGGGGGUAGUCUAGAAUGUUGGGAUGGAAAAGCUCUAAUGUACCAAAAGCACAGAAAUCGCCUAGUCCUCAUUCAUUGUUCAAAUGGAGAAGCUAAAGCCCAGAGAGGAGCUUCCCCAGGGUCACACAGCCAGUUACAGGCAAAGCUGGAUUUUCUAGUUCUCAGUCCUUGCCCAUCCCAUUCUGCCACAGACAGUGUAGCAAAGUACAGGACUGCUCACCUGCUAUGGGCUACCCCACCUGUGUGCUAAACUGUGCAAACCGUCUAAGAGGGCAUUAGGAAAGCAUUUGACCCUUAUUUGAGUGCUGCCUUGGGGGACUGUUGAUUUUGGUGUUUGAAGGGUUGGGGGGAAUUAUAAUGGGAGUUAGGUGGUGAGGGGUGGCAGAGCAUGGGAAGGGGAAUGCCCCAUCAGACCUGCCACCAACUCAGGCCAAUCACUUUACCUCUGGGAGCUUUGGGUCUUUACAUGUCUACAAUGGGAAAACCAGCCUCCGUCUCACAGGGUAGGCGUGAGAAUUAUGUAACACAAUAGAUAUGAAGGUGCUUGUAAACUGCCUAUGUGCUGUGGAGUGUCUGUAAGGCUGUGCUGUCAACCAGGGGUAGGACUGCAGUCCCAGCUAAGGCACGGCUCAAAGCAUCAGUUUUGCUCAAAAGAGGAGAAAUGAAAUGUGUUGUUAAAACACAGCACCACGCAGUAAAAUGUACAAUUCACAUUGA